Molecule: messenger RNA, 5184 nt
Organism: Mugil cephalus (flathead mullet)
Lineage: Eukaryota; Metazoa; Chordata; Actinopteri; Mugiliformes; Mugilidae
Gene: prkcbb
Product: protein kinase C, beta b
Exons: 17
Coding region: 265-2301 (678 amino acids)
Biological process (GO): protein phosphorylation
Molecular function (GO): ATP binding; zinc ion binding; diacylglycerol-dependent serine/threonine kinase activity
Source: RefSeq, a predicted model, not a curated record
CAGAUCAUUUACUGUUCAGCUGAAGGACAAACUCGGCUCUUUCUUUCUUUCUCUCCCUCUUCUUUUUUUAGUCAAACAGACUCCAGUCUCCCUCAGAGUCUCUCCUCCUUCUUCCUCCUCCUUCUUCCUCCUCCUCUGACGCCUCCUCCAGCUGAUCCUCCAGCUGAUCCUCCAGCUGAUCGUCCAGCUGACCGGUGCGAGCGGCUCAGACCCCGGACCCCCAGACCCCAGACCCGGACCCCAGACCCCGGCCCCGGAGAGAGGAUGGCAGACUCAGCCAACAGCGAUGGGGAGGACGGACCCCGUAAACCCAUGCGGGGCUUCGCCAGGCAGGGAGCGCUGAGGCAGAAGAACGUGCACGAGGUGAAGGACCACAAGUUCAUCGCACGCUUCUUCAAGCAGCCGACGUUCUGCAGCCACUGCACCGACUUCAUCUGGGGCUUUGGCAAGCAGGGCUUCCAGUGUCAAGUGUGUUGUUUUGUGGUCCACAAACGCUGCCAUGAGUUCGUCACCUUCCAGUGUCCGGGUGCUGAUAAGGGACCGGACUCGGAUGACCCGAGAGCAAAGCACAAGUUUAAGAUCCACACCUACUCCAGCCCGACCUUCUGUGACCACUGUGGUUCUCUGCUCUACGGCCUCAUCCACCAGGGAAUGAGAUGCGACCACUGUAUGAUGAACAUCCAUAAGCGCUGCGUGGCCAACGUUCCCAGUCUGUGUGGGACCGACCACACUGAGAGGAGAGGACGUCUGGCCAUCACCGCCGAGGUCAAGACCAACGUCCUCACAGUCACCAUCAAAGAGGGCAGGAACCUGGUCCCCAUGGAUCCCAACGGUCUGUCGGAUCCGUACGUUAAACUGAAACUGAUCCCAGAUCCACGAAGUGAGAGCAAACAGAAAACCAAGACCAUCAAGUGUUCCCUCAACCCCACCUGGAACGAGACCUUCAAGUUCCACCUGAAGGAGUGUGAUAAGGACCGCCGUCUCUCCGUGGAGGUCUGGGACUGGGACCUGACCAGCCGCAACGACUUCAUGGGUUCACUCUCCUUCGGCAUCUCAGAGCUCCAGAAACAAGGAGUGGACGGAUGGUUCAAGCUCCUGUCUCAGGAGGAAGGAGAAUACUUCAACGUGCCUGUAGCUCCAGAGGGGGAGGAAGGAAACGAGGAGCUGAGGCAGAAGUUUGAGAGAGCUAAGAUUGGUCCAGGGAAGAACACGGAGGGGAAGUCGGCCAACGCUGCGUCCCGGUUCGACUCCAACGGGAACCAGGACCGAAUGAAACUGUCAGACUUCAACUUCCUCAUGGUCCUGGGGAAGGGCAGCUUCGGAAAGGUGAUGCUGGCUGAGCGUAAAGGGACCGAGGAGCUGUACGCGAUUAAGAUCCUGAAGAAGGACGUUGUGAUCCAGGACGAUGACGUGGAAUGUACCAUGGUGGAGAAGAGGGUGCUGGCGUUGGCCGGGAAACCGCCGUUCUUAACGCAGCUGCACUCCACCUUCCAGAGCAUGGACCGUCUGUAUUUUGUCAUGGAGUACAUCAACGGAGGAGACCUCAUGUAUCAGAUCCAGCAGGUCGGCAAGUUCAAGGAGCCUCACGCUGUAUUCUACGCGGCAGAAAUCGCCAUCGGCCUGUUCUUCCUCCACCUAAAGGGCAUCAUCUACAGGGACCUGAAGCUGGACAACGUGAUGCUGGACUGUGAGGGACACAUCAAGAUCGCAGACUUUGGGAUGUGUAAAGAGAACAUGCUGGACGGGAUCACCACCAAAACCUUCUGUGGGACGCCGGACUACAUCGCCCCCGAGAUCAUCGCCUACCAGCCCUACGGGAAGUCUGUGGACUGGUGGGCCUUCGGAGUCCUGCUCUACGAGAUGCUGGCCGGACAGCCUCCGUUCGACGGUGAGGAUGAGGACGAGUUGUUUCAGUCCAUCAUGGAGCAUCACGUCUCGUAUCCCAAGUCCAUGUCCAAGGAGGCCGUCGCCAUCUGUAAAGGGCUGAUGACGAAGCAUCCGGCCAAGAGACUGGGCUGUGGCCCGGAGGGCGAGAGGGACAUCAGGGACCACAGCUUCUUCCGCUACAUGGACUGGGAGAAGCUGGAGAACAAGGAGGUGCAGCCCCCGUUCAAACCCAGAGCCUGUGGACGUGAAGCUGAGAACUUUGACCGUUUUUUCACGCGUCACCCCCCCGUGCUGACGCCCCCCGACGAGGAGGUGAUUCAGAACCUGGACCAGGACGAGUUCCAGGGGUUCUCCUUUAUCAACCCGGAGUUCCCAGGAACUGUUGCAGCCUCCGCCUCCACUGAGUCGGCUUGAUCCCAGCUCAGCCACCUCACACCGACCUCACACCGCCCCCCCCGGCCUCUAGCAUCACCCCCCCUCGCCCCCACCUCCACCUCAACACACACACAACAUCCAACUUUAAACCUUUAAGCUCAGACUCGUUCACUACGACCUCACGCUGCAGCUACGACCACCAACAUGAACCGGGAUCCUUCCACAUCCUGGAGAGACUCUAUAGGAGAAGCUAACGGUGAUGCUAAUGGUGAUGCUAAUGGUGGAGCUAAUAAUGAGGCUAAUGGUGAAGCUAAUGGUGAAGCUAAUGGUGAAGCUAUGGUGAAGCUAGUAAUGAGGCUAAUGGUGAAGCUAAUGCUGAAGCUAUGGUGAAGCUAACGGUGAUGCUAAUGCUGAAUCUAACGGUGAAGCUAAUAGUAAAGCUAAUAGUGAUGCUAAUGGUGGAGCUAAUAAUGAGGCUAAAGGUGAAGCUAAUGGAUGGCUCUGAUUCUCUCCAGCGGUUUGUAGAAACUCACUGGUGGAGACGACAAAUUACAUCAACAUCCAGCAGAAAAACCACAUGAAGGAUUUUUAAGGAGCAAAAAACUAAACGAUCUGUUUUGAAGAACAGGAAGAGACGUGUGGUGAUAAAUGCUGGAAAAUAUUCAGUUUAUACUUUGUUACAGUUUUACAAUAUGAACAGAAACAAACUGCUGCAAGGCGUCCAUUAGCAUCACCAUUAGCAUCACCAUUAGCUUCACCAUUAGCGUCAGCAUUAGCUUCACCAUUAGCGUCAGCAUUAGCAUCACCAUUAGCAUCAACAUUAGCUUCACCAUUAGCUUCACCAUUAGCGUCAGCAUUAGCUUCACCAUUAGCAUCACCAUUAGCUUCACCAUUAGCUUCACCAUUAGCAUCACCAUUAGCGUCAGCAUUAGCAUCACCAUUAGCAUCAAUUUUAGCUUCACCAUUAGCAUCACCAUUAACUUCAUCAUUAGCAUCAACAUUAGCUUCACCAUUAGGAUCACCAUUAACUUUACCAUUAACUUCAUCAUUUGCAUCAUCAGCUUUACCAUUAGCAUCACCAUUAGCUUUACCAUUAGCAUCACCAUUAGCGCCUCCUAUAGGUGCUUUUCAGGAUCUGACCUCCAACUCUGGAAUAAUCCAGACGUUGCUGCUGUUUAGUUCCAGGUUUGUUUGUGCACAAAGUAUAAAUCGUGUUUUUCAUCUGGUUAAAGAAUUCAUUCAUCCAUUCAUUUAUUUUCUAACCUCCCGGCCCAGUCGACCCGGGAUUAGAACCCACAACUGGUUCUUUGGUUGUUUUCGUCUUUGUGGACAAACAGAAAAACCUGGAUUCUGUGGUCGUUGCUGCAGCUUUAGCUCCAACUCAGUUCCAUCAGCACCAGUCGACAUCACGUAUGAACGUAUGAAUGACGUCACGUAUGAACGUAUGAACGACGUCACGUAUGAACGAGGGUGAAAAACGUGAUUCUCUACGUCUCUGGAGCUGCAGGACUUUUGUUGCAGCGUGAACUCAGAGUCUGAGACAAAUGACACAUGAACACAUGAACACAUGAACACAUGAACACAUGAAGCCUGCACACACCUUCAUCCUCCGUGUUCUGACUUUAUUUGGGUGGAAUCUGUGAUUUCUGUUUAUUUUGCUCGGUCCCUCAGUGUGAAUUUAUAACCAGUGUAUUAUAAUAGUAAUAAUAUUAAUACUAGUGUCCGUACGUUUCUCCUUAUCUUAACUACAACGGGAAUGCUUGACGUUACAUGCAUGACUUUCUAUAUCGAGAAGAAGAAGAAGAAGAAGCCCUGGACCUUUGCAGCGUUUCAUCGUUUUACAGUCUGAGCUCAGUGAAGAGCCUCCGUUAGCGUUUGUGUUGAUCUUCAGGCCGGUGAUGAUGAGACGCUGCAGGGAAUCGUCCUGAAACAGGCUCACUGACAUAUUCCUUAUACUCUGUUAUGUGGUGUUGAGGCGACGGAGGCGGCCGUGGUUUACUGGAGCAUGGCUCUGUGUGUUUACAGCGCGAGUGUGUGUUUUACAUGUGUGUCGCUGAGCGUGUUCACGAAGCCACGAUUAAAACCUCAAACAGCCACGGCUGCAAGCUGAACAGGAACUAACCGCGUUUCGUCGAGCAAUAAUCCUGCUGAGACCAGAGAGGAGGAGAGUCUUUAGUUUGAGCUCAUUCAGCCUGGUUCUGGUUCUGGGUCUGGUUCUGGUUCUGGUUCUGGGUCUGGAGCAGGACGUGACUGUUACUUGUAGAACUCAGCUCUGAAACAUGUGUUGGUGUUUGACAUCAUUGACUGGAGGUUAAUGAUGGAGGAUGUUGGUUUUUCUGUCUGAAUGAUGGAAGAAACAUUUCAUCGCAUGAAUAUUUAACCAGAGACUAGAGCACAGUUACUUCCUCUCAGCUGGUCGUUGGCUUUAGUCUCCGUGGUGCGUUCAAGUGCAGCGUUGGUGUGUUUGAGUUCUGUGUUUACGGGUUGAGGUAAGAUGAGCUGCAGCUUUGAUGUCAGAAUCUGUUGACAUGGUCCUUUGCUCCUUUACUUCCUGUUGUGUGUCAGUGUUUAUUUCAGUCUGCAGCCACACACACACACACACACACACACACACACACACACACACACACAGAUAUAUAUAGACUUAUAUACAUAUAGAGGAACGUAUCUAUCCACCUGCCAGUGUUGGUCUGUUUGCUGCAGGAGACGCAUCAUGAACUCUGCAUGUUUGACCUUUUUAUUAGUUUCUGUGCGACUUCCUGCAGAGACCUCGGCUACUGUUUCGUGCGCUGUCUGUGAAAAUACUUAUAUAGAAAAUAUCUAAAGAAAAAAGACGCUUUUCACGAUGCUUUCCAUGUGCCAACUUCUUUUGUUUCUUUGGUUUUCCAAGAAAAACAGACUGAAAUAAAGAAUCUAAACGUC